UAAAUUUUUUUGCAAAUAUGUGGAAAAUUGUGAUUUUACUGACGUAUUUAUGCAGUACAACGGUAGCGACACCUGUUGUUGGAUUAAAAAAGAACAUGGAAAUCAUAAUGGCUGAUGAAAUAAAAAGGGAAGAUAUGUCAAAAGAGAAAAUGUCAUCAAGUGAAAAAGCUGAAAUUGCAAUGACAACAUUAAAUUUACCAAGUAAUGCAACUUCAAUUCGUGCAGAUAUUGUGGAUGGAUUCUCUUGUAAAAAUCGUGAAUAUGGUUAUUAUGCAGAUAUUGAAAAUGAUUGUCAAAUUUUCCAUGUCUGUAUGCCUGUUGUAUAUGCUGAUGGCAGAGAGAACACAUUCAGAUGGAGUUUUAUUUGUCCUGAAGAAACAGUCUUUAGUCAAGAUUCAUUCACCUGUAUGCGUGAAGAAGAUAUGUCAUUUGGCUGCGAAGAAUCUGUUAAAUUUUAUGAAUUAAAUAGAAAUUUUGGUAUAAUAGAUUCAUCCAUGGAAGUUCAUAGUAAUGAAGCUGAAACGACUUCAGAUAUUGGUAUGGGAGAUGCAAAUAUGGAAGAUUCAAUGCUCGAACGAAAACCGGAAAAUCAACAAAAGACUAUGAUUAAAGAUGAUGAAGAAAAAGUUAUUGAAAAAAUUCAAAAAAGAGUUGAUGAAGUUAAGCCUGAAAUUCGAAAACCUGCUAAAACUCAUAAAAAAAAGAAUUCUUUAAGGAAAGCACCCGCACGUAAAGCAACAACAACAACAACUGUCAUGCCAGUAACUGCAACUGAACAAGUAACACCUUCGAGUACAUUAACAACUUCAUUGCCCUUAGAAAUUGAAAUUACCACAGCAAAACUAGUAGAAAAACUAACAACAAAAUACCAGAGAUUUACACGCCGCCCAGAAACUAAUAAAGAUAAUAAAAAAAAAGUAGAACUUCCGAAAAUAGAACAUUCAAAAGUAGAACUCCCGAAAGUAGAUCUUCCGAAAGUAGAAAUUUCUAAGCCAGAACCUGUAACUGUAGGUCCAAUAAAAGAAGCUUCGAAAAAGCCAUUUAAAACGGAAUCAGGGCUAAAACGUAAAAGACCACAUGUUCCAUCCAGUCUAAAACAUAAAUUUAAUGAGCCAAGUGUUCCAAACAAAAUUAAUAUCAAAAAAGAUUUUAUAAGACCACCAAUACCAGAACCUAUUUUACUGAAAAUUGAAGAACAACCCGCCUUAAAACCUAUAGAAAAACCAUUAAAACCUGAGCAAAUUGAAAAACCAGUAGAACCACAAAAACCGCUAUUGCAGUCUGAAGAAAAUAAAAUGCCUAUUCUUCCAAAACCGGCAUCACCUGUUCCACCAGUUUUAGUAGAACCAGAAAUGAAAAAUGAAAAUGAAAAAAUUCUUGACACCGUUAAAGAAUCUGUUGUUACAAAUGAAGAACCCAAAAACGAGGAAAUAAUGCAAGAAAAUUUAAAAAAUAAAGACAAUGACCUUUUAAUCACAUCACUUAAUGAUGAAAAACCAAACCACGUAACUGAUAUGAAAACUGAAAAUAUUCCAUCACAAGAGUCCAUUAAAUUGAUUAAUGAAGAACAAAUUCAACUCCCCGAAAAAGUAGAGGAGUCAUUGCCCUCUGAAAAGGGAGAAAUCAUAAAAGAAAAUGAAGAGAACGAAGAACAACAUAAAGUUAAUAGCGUAGAUAAUAAGGAAGAACCCAAUCUAAAUGGAAAUAAACAGGAUAAUGAUGAUGGAAGUUCUGUUAGCCAUAAUCAACCAAUUGAUCAACAGUCAAUGAUAAUCAAUUUAAUUUCAAGUCUUGUAAAUGCCGAAACUUCAAAAGUAGAUGAUGGUGCUGAUAAAACCGAAAAUUCACAAUUCACUGUUUCAGGUUUAUUGCAUUCACAACAACAGCAACAACAACAACAAAAUACAGAACAAGAAAAUUUGCAACCAGCAAUUAUGGAUAAUACGGAAUUACAUGAGCAACAAGAAGAACAACAUGAAGAGAAACAGCAGUUAAAUAAUAAUCAACUUUUUGAAUUGACAACAAGCAAUAUCAUAUCAAAUGAUCAGAUGAAAGAUAAUGACCAAAAAAUUGAAAAUUCAGAGCACGCGUUUACAACAACAUUUUUAAAUAAGGAAGGUGAUAACUUAAACGAAAAUAAAAAUGAAAAUAAAAAAACAGAAUUGAAUCAAUUCGAUGCUAUGCAAAAAUUUAUUCAUCAGCAACAUGAACUUUACAAUCAUAUGACUCACAUACCAGUAAAACUUUUGACUGAUGAUCAAUUUGAAGAUUACAAAACAAAAGGUGAUUUAAGUAAUUCUGAUGCAUUGAAUGUAAUACAAAGAAUAGAACAGUUAUUACAAGAUGAAGUAAAAGACGAGAGUUUAAAAUCUGAAACUAAUACCAAUGCUACUCCUAAUGAAGAUAAAUCUAGUGAACCUUUAACACACGGUUUAGAAUCAGGAAAUUCAAAAAAUGAAGAAGGAAAAACAUCAUCUGAAACGCAACAAUCUUCCGAAGAAAUUAAACCCAUAUAUCAUAGGAUAUUUGACCCAUUGAAUGCAAAUUUAUUGAAAGAUAAUUCAAUGUCCGUUGAUGAAAAUAAACCAAUCGUUAAGGAUUCAGAAGAACCAUUAAAAGCAGAAACACCAGUAAAAGAAACCGACUCAAAUUUAUUGAAAUCAGACGCUUCUACAUCGGAAGUCUUAAAAGAUGUAAAAGAAAGUGCAACAUUAGAAACUAUUAAUAAAAUGGAAAUAUUAAAACCUAAACCUGAAAAUGAAGAAAAAUUAAAUUCAGAACCACUACUACCAGUCGAAGUUUUAGAUUCAAAAUCAAAAGAUGAAGAAAUUAAAGAGCAUAAUAAAGUUGAAUCAACAAUGCCAUCCGAAACACAAGAAUUAGAAUCAAAAUUAGAGAAAUCACCAGAAACAUUAACAGAAAUUAAAAAAUUAGAAGAACCCACCGUAUCAGAACAAGCAUCUGACAUUAUUAAAACACCAUCAUCGCGUAGCUUAAAAUUUAAAACUAGAAUAAUUGAUCCUAGGAAACGGAGAUUUCUUUUCAAAGCUGAUGCGUAA
Messenger RNA from Condylostylus longicornis, 3059 nucleotides. RefSeq names its product SUN domain-containing protein 2. Gene Ontology annotation, molecular function: chitin binding. NCBI's taxonomy places the organism in Eukaryota, Metazoa, Arthropoda, Insecta, Diptera, Dolichopodidae. The transcript is spliced from 5 exons. Gene Ontology annotation, cellular component: extracellular region. The record is from RefSeq and is a predicted model, not a curated record. Bases 18 to 3059 code for a protein of 1013 amino acids.